AUGUUCGUGUACAAGCGAGACGGACGCAAGGAACGCGUGCAGUUCGAUAAGAUCACUGCUCGUGUUUCCAGACUUUGUUACGGUCUCGAUCCCGAGCAUGUCGAUGCUGCGGCUAUCACACAAAAGGUCAUCUCUGGAGUGUACCAGGGUGUCACCACCAUUGAGCUGGACAACCUGGCUGCCGAGACUGCUGCAUACAUGACCGUCACACACCCUGACUACGCCAUCUUGGCCGCUCGUAUCGCCGUUUCCAACCUCCACAAGCAGACGAAGAAGCAGUUCUCUAUGGUAAUCGACGACCUUUACCACUAUGUGAACCCGAAAAACAACAAGGCAGCGCCCAUGAUCUCAAAGGACAUUUAUGAAAUCGUGAUGAAGCACGCUGAGGAGCUCAACUCCGCCAUUGUCUUUGACCGCGAUUUCAACUACAACUUCUUCGGGUUCAAGACUCUGGAGCGUUCAUAUCUUCUCCGUAUCAACGGCAAUGUUGCUGAGCGGCCCCAGCAUUUGCUGAUGCGUGUUGCUGUCGGUAUUCACGGCGAGGACAUCGAGAAGGCUAUCGAGACAUACCAUUUGAUGUCUCAGAAGUAUUUCACCCACGCUUCUCCUACACUGUUCAACGCCUCUACUCCCCAGCCCCAGCUGGCUUCCUGCUUCUUGGUUGAUAUGAAGGAGGACAGCAUUGACGGUAUUUACGAUACUCUCAAGACCUGCGCCAUGAUCUCCAAGACUGCUGGUGGUAUUGGCCUGAACGUCCACCGUAUUCGUGCCACCGGAUCUUACAUUGGUGGCACCAACGGCUCUUCCAACGGUAUCGUGCCCAUGCUUCGUGUGUUCAAUAACACUGCCCGCUACGUCGAUCAGGGUGGUAACAAGCGUCCUGGUGCCUUUGCUAUCUAUCUCGAGCCUUGGCACGCGGAUGUCUUCGAGUUCCUCGAUCUCCGCAAGAACCACGGCAAGGAGGAGGUCCGCGCUCGUGAUUUGUUCUACGCUCUGUGGACGCCCGAUCUUUUCAUGAAUCGUGUCGAGGCCAACGGCGAAUGGACCCUUUUCUGCCCCAACGAAGCUCCUGGCUUGGCUGAUGUCUACGGUGACGAGUUCGAUGCCCUGUACGAGCGCUACGAAAAGGAGGGCCGUGGCCGCAAGACCAUCAAGGCUCAGAAGCUUUGGUACGCCAUCCUCGAGGCUCAGACCGAGACCGGUAAUCCCUUCAUGCUCUACAAGGAUGCCUGCAACAAGAAGAGCAACCAGAAGAAUUUGGGUACCAUCCGCAGCUCCAACCUGUGCACCGAGAUUAUCGAGUACAGUGCCCCCGACGAGGUCGCUGUCUGCAACUUGGCGUCUCUGGCCCUCCCUUCCUUCGUGGAUGCUGCUCGUGGCGAGUACGACUUUGGCAAGCUGCACGAGGUUGUUCAGGUUCUCGUUCGCAACUUGAAUAAGAUCAUUGACAUCAACUACUACCCCGUCCCCGAAGCCAAGAAGAGCAACUUCCGCCAUCGUCCCAUCGCCCUUGGUGUCAACGGUUUGGCCGAUGCCUUCCUGGCUUUGCGCCUGCCAUUUGACUCUCCUGAGGCGAAGCAGCUGAACAUUCAAAUCUUCGAGACCAUCUACCACGGUGCUUUGACUGCUUCUGCUGAGCUGGCUGCCAAGAACGGCCCCUAUGAGACCUACCCUGGCUCUCCCGUCUCUCAAGGUAUCCUGCAGUACGACAUGUGGGACCGUACCCCUACUGACCUCUGGGACUGGGCUGCUCUGAAGGCCCGUAUCGCCGAGGUUGGUGUUCGCAACAGUCUGUUGGUCGCUCCCAUGCCUACUGCCAGUACUUCGCAAAUCCUGGGCUUCAACGAGUGCUUUGAGCCCUACACCUCCAACAUCUACUCCCGCCGCGUACUGGCUGGAGAGUUCCAGGUCGUCAACCCAUGGCUGCUCAAGGAUCUUGUCGACCUUGGCCUGUGGUCUGACAACAUGAAGAACCGCAUCAUUGCCGACGGUGGUUCCGUUCAGAAUAUCCCCAACAUCCCCGCUGAUAUCAAGUCUCUGUACAAGACCGUGUGGGAAAUUUCUCAGCGUUCCAUCCUUCAGAUGGCUGCUGAUCGUGGUGCUUUCAUCGAUCAGUCCCAGUCGCUCAACAUCCACAUGAAGGAGCCCACUAUGGGCAAGAUCACUUCCAUGCACUUUGCCGGCUGGAAGAUGGGUCUCAAGACUGGCAUGUACUAUCUUCGCACCAUGGCGGCCUCUGCUCCUAUCCAGUUCACCGUCGAUCAGGAGCAGCUCAAGGUCGAGGAUACCAAUGUUGCUCGUUCCAACAAUGCCCUCAAGAAGCGCGGUGCUGCAGGUGGCACAUCCGCUUACUCUGCUGUGCCUCGCACCAUCUCCGACGUGUCUCCUCCUGUCAAGGCCGCCGUCAGUGUCGAGAGCUCUCGCACUGUGGUUGAGUCUGCUGUUCCUGUUGCUGCUCCUGCUGCUGCCGCUGCCACUGCUGGGUCCGAAGAGACCACGGAAGCGGAGGCUGAGACUGAGGGCAAGUCCGAGGAAGAUAUUUUCUCAGACAAGGUCCUUCAGUGCAGCAUUGAGAACAAGGAGGCUUGCAUCAUGUGCCAGGGCUGA
Messenger RNA from Penicillium diatomitis, 2607 nucleotides. Its product is annotated as ribonucleotide-diphosphate reductase subunit RNR1. The record is from RefSeq and is a predicted model, not a curated record. NCBI's taxonomy places the organism in Eukaryota, Fungi, Ascomycota, Eurotiomycetes, Eurotiales, Aspergillaceae. The transcript is spliced from 3 exons. Gene Ontology annotation, cellular component: ribonucleoside-diphosphate reductase complex. The coding region runs from base 1 to 2607 and encodes 868 amino acids. Gene Ontology annotation, biological process: deoxyribonucleotide biosynthetic process; DNA replication. Gene Ontology annotation, molecular function: ATP binding; ribonucleoside-diphosphate reductase activity, thioredoxin disulfide as acceptor.